Messenger RNA from Spirodela intermedia, 1829 nucleotides. The record is from the annotation of a GenBank genome assembly. Lineage: Eukaryota; Viridiplantae; Streptophyta; Magnoliopsida; Alismatales; Araceae.
AUGGCGGGGGAGGGCGAGCAGCUCUGCGAAGCCGCCAUGGCCGGCGGCGACUGCGCGAAGCUGCGGGAGCUCAUCGCCGGCGGAGCAGACGUCUGCCACUUCGACGGAGAUGGGAUGACGCCGUUGAUGUACGCCUCAAGACGAGGUAACGCCGAAGCAGUGCGGCUCCUCCUGGAGGCCGGUGCCCCCUGGAACGCUCUCACCCCGGGGGGCCUCUCUGCUGGGGACUUCGCCAUGGAGAACGGUCACCAGGAGGCGUUCGACCUUCUCCUAAACGCGGGUAUACAGGCGGAGCUGGUUCUAGGGACCGUCGCGAGGCGAAGCGGCAGUGGCGGCUCUGAGGAGAAGUAUCUCGAGGAGAGAGUGCUCUUCAGCGAGGACCGGGUUAUGGACUCGGAGAGCAAAGCGGUGAUGAUGGCCUGGGAGGAGCCCCUGAUGGAGGCGCAUGCCCGAGCGAUCUGUGGGGGAUCCGACGGCGGCCAUUUUCUGAACAUCGGUUUCGGGAUGGGGCUUGUGGACUCGGCCAUUCAGCGGUACUCGCCGGCGUCACACACGAUUAUCGAGGCCCAUCCGGAUGUGUACAAGAGGAUGAUUGAGUCUGGUUGGGAAGAGAAGGACAACGUGAAGAUUCUAUUCGGACGCUGGCAGGAUUUUCUUCCCCAACUGGAAUCAUACGAUGGUAACUGGAAAUUAAGUCAUACAAAAAAUGUGUACAUCUGCAUUACUGAAGCUUUUAUUCAUCAUUUUUUUUUCAAUGUUUUUUUCUUCUGCAUUGGCUAGUCUUGGUGGUCGGUUAUUGCGCAUCACCCAAGGAUACAUGUAAACACAGAACAUAGAGAACCACUGCUAAAUUCAGAUGUCUUAAUUGGGCUGUGGUAUCAACUGCAAGUUUAGGGGUAGCUGAGGAAAGAACAGUACGAUGGAAAGACCAAUUCUGAAGAGUCCACCUCCUUUACUGGGUUCCGAAGUUCAAUUGCCUUAGUGUUGUGUGUGGUAAAAUGGCAGAAAAAUUCUGACUUAAGUAGGAGUUUUGUGUAAUGUGAUGGAUUUGGGAAACCGAAGUAUCCUGAUUCUAGAAAAUUUCUUGAUUAUGAUGGAUUUAUGAAACAUAAGUGUCGAGAUUUUAGAUUUUUCUUUUUAUUGUCAUGGAUUUGCAAAAUAUGAGUAUCAUUGUUAUGGUCUUUAUAUAAUUUUUUUUCAUCUAGGGUGCCAAAGAAAAAUGACUUUUAUUCAUACUACUCCUGAACACUAGGUUACCACUCGCUGGUUCAAUUUUUUUUGCAUAGAUUGGGCCCUUAAACUCUGAUUUCAUUAUAUUCGUUCCACUGAAAAACAAAAUAUACACGAAUCUUCGUGCUCAUUGUUAAAAAGCGCUUUAAAAAAACGUGUAGAAUGGUAGUUCACCGUUGACUUUUUUUUCUUCUAAUGAUUUAAUCAUCCAUAUUUCAAGUCUCUGGUUGAGGAAUUUAUGCUCUUUAAUCCCUGAACAGCGGCUGAGGGAGUUUUUUGGCGCAGGGAUUUUUUUUGACACUUAUGGAGAGUACUAUGAAGAUCAGAAACAGUUUCAUCAGCAGCUUCCUAAAUUGUUGAAACCUGGUGGGAUCUACUCGUACUUCAAUGGCUUUUGCGGAGGCAAUGCCUUUUUUCACGUGGUUUAUUGCCAGCUAGUGUCCCUUGAACUCGGAAGCCUGGGCUUUUCGACGCAGUAUGUUCCACUGCCUGUCAAGGAUUGCUUAUCUGAGGAAAUAUGGGACGGCGUGAGACACAAAUAUUGGCAGCUAGAUACGUACUAUCUUCCUGUAUGCCAGGCAUCUUGCGACUCGGAGUGA